Molecule: messenger RNA, 2741 nt
Organism: Hypoxylon trugodes
Lineage: Eukaryota; Fungi; Ascomycota; Sordariomycetes; Xylariales; Hypoxylaceae
Product: heterokaryon incompatibility protein-domain-containing protein
Exons: 3
Coding region: 308-2407 (699 amino acids)
Source: RefSeq, a predicted model, not a curated record
UUUGAACCGAGAAUUUCCGAAGGGUCGCACACUGGUCACUCAUGAUAUAAAUAAAUUUGAGGUUUUAUGUUUCGAUCACACAACACGGCGGCAGGCUGUAGCCACAAAGACAAUAUGCAGCUCAACUCUUUCCAAAUUCGGACAGAAGUAAUUGCUAAACGCUUAUGGCGUCUAUGAUAUCGGAGGCAUGCACGUGCACAAUAUUACCACAGUAUCGAUCGAGUUUUCCAUACUGAGCUGGUUUAUUCAAUAGUCUGCUCGCAGGAGGCUCUGUAACCCCUUUUAUUUAUAUUUCACUCUUGUAGUCAUGGGGCCGAUUAUUGUUUACAUCUUAUACAUAAUCAAAUCUAUUUACCUAUGUUUACGUCCUUUGAGACAUCCACCAGUGGUUUUGCGCGAAAUGUCCUUCCAAUACAGUAAAUUACCAGAAGGGUCAAUUCGCGUCGUUCACCUACUACCCGGAGAAGACGCUGUUAACGUCGAACUUUCCGUUAGAAAACUGAAUGAUAAAGAGCCAGUAUACGACGCUUUAUCUUGGCAAUGGGGCAGUAUAAGUUAUACAGGUGAAAACACGAUCAAUAUUCGAAAUGAAGGGAAUAACGACUUUCAUCAAAUGUUAGUGAGGCCAAACUUACUGUGGGCAUUGAAAAGCAUCCGUCGACUCCCUCCCAACGCUCAACCUAAUAAACUUUGGGUCGACUUCAUUUGCAUCAACCAAAAUGACCUCGAAGAAAGAGCUAGUCAAGUGGCAAGGAUGACGGAGAUCUAUCAGGGCGCCAGAAGAGUCCAUGUAUGGCUUGGGAAACCAGGACAUACGGUAGAUCCCCGUAUAAUAGACGAUUUCACGGACGAAGAGCUUAAAAUAGCAGUUCAACAUAUUGAUACUAUCUGGAAUUUGGAUGAUGCGAAUCAUAUAGGCAGCGUGGACAUAGGGAUUCGCAACAAGGCUAACCUGCAUAAUCUGGAGCCCUUGUUCAAAUUGUUGAAACGAGGUUGGUUCAGUCGUCGCUGGAUCGUGCAGGAAGUUGGAGUGGCGAGAGACACAAUUGUGCAUUGCGGGGAUAGACAGUUCGAGUGGGAGAAGCUCACCCAUGCCAUUGCCUUGCUAGAAAGGAUCGGUCGAGAUGGUUCGAUCGAUAGGCUGUUCAAACUGCGUCCAGACACGCGUCAUGUUUCCGAAUACGUGGGUAACAUUUCCGCACUCCCAGCAUUUCGUCUAGUUCAGAAUGUUUCUGGGCUGCACCGCCAGCUAAGUAGAAAGAGUCGGAGCAAGCAAUAUACUCUCGAACAGCUUAUCUGCUUUCUUGUCAUCUUCGAAUCUUCGGAGCCCAAAGAUAUCGUCUAUGCAGUACUAGGUAUCGCCUCUGAUGUUCGACCCACUCACGGUCCACGCCGUAAUGCCCUAUCCUGUGACAGCCAAACGAACCCCGGCCCGACCGAUUUUCCAGUUCGAUAUGAUGGCGAGGAAACGCUUGACCUCUAUAUACGUUUCCUUAAACAUGCAAUGCAGAAAUCCAGGUCGUUAGAUAUUCUAUGCAGACCGUGGGCUCCGGAGGGGAUAAAGUUGCCGUCUUGGAUUCUGGAUGUAACUCGAAAACCGUUUCGAGCUACUUCGAGGGGUAAGAUGGUCCGCUACAAUCCGGACCCUUUUGUAGGGCCAGUAAUCAGAGGAAAAUACUAUACCGCAUCUGGGCACUCUAUCAAUAACCAAGAUUGGUUUUUCAAGAUUAGAAGCGAUGGGGGGGAUGGGAAUCCGAAAGUAAUAGUAGUGCGUGGUUUUAAAAUAGCCAAACCAGUCGAGAUGUGGGAUUUGGCUGUCCAUGGGAGCAUUCCUGCUUCAUGGCUGAGUGGUGUGAAUUGGGAAGAUUCUAAAAGGCCACCCCCCGAAGAAUUCUGGAGAACCAUAGUGGCUGAUAGGACGAGUGCAGGUCUCGAGCCGGAACCGGGGUACUCAUCGAUAAUUCAAUCUGCUGUCGUGGAGAGGGGUGUUCACUAUGGAAUCAAUACCAACGAGUUCAUCCAUGAAAAGGACAAUUCGGCCUAUUUUGAGGUAUUCCGUCGCGUACAAGCUGUUGUCUGGAAUCGUAAGCUGAUUCGCGCGGAACUCCUCUGUGACGGUCGCGACAAUUGUCACGAUAUACGUUAUGAUCGAUGUCCAGAUGGGGGUUAUGAUGGGGAUCAUGAAACGGAGCGACCUUUGGGGUUGGUUCCAGCUAUGGCCGAGAAGGGGGAUUCGAUCUACAUUGUGGACGGCUGCAGCGUGCCUCUUGUUCUGCGACCAAAAGAUCAGAAAGCUGAUGGAACAGCUACCUACUAUGAGUUAGUAGGGGAGUGCUACAUCAACAAUAUGAUGGAUGGGAGGGCAAUGGGUGAAAGUCCGAAGUGGGAGGAUAUCAAAAUCAAAUAGCUAUUCCUGUAAUCACAAUCAAUGAUACUGUGACCCUCGUUGUGUGGAAUGUCACUGAGAGGGCAGCCCCCUGACUUAUCCUGUCAGCGAAUGAGCCAAUAGUUUCCGAUUAAAGUGUCACGAGAGGCUCGGUGGCGCAGCUUAUUGAGACACGCAUACAUACACGGAGUUGAGAAUGGUGUACUUCCGUUCCAUCGCUAGCCUCUGCAGUAAGCAGAAGUUUUCGAGCCAUAGUAGAUUAGCUAGGUAGAUGAUUUUAUAAUCCAAAUAUGAGUAAGAAGAUGUUGGUAUGAAGGAAAUAGGGGUAGGAGAUUAAAUUAGCCGCUGAUAUUAA